AUGUGUGCAGAGAGAAGACCCCAGAAGAUGCUGCCUCUCCUGCUCAUCUUUCUCCUGACAACCGCUGGUGAGAAGACCUGCCUCCGUUGCUGGCCACAGAUGCCUGCCCUGCUGGACUAUGACCUGCAGAUUCUCUGGGGCACCUCACCACCACCAGUAGAACUCUCCCAAAGCCUCCACUCCUUCUUCCUGGAGGAUACUUCCUCGAUAAAAUCCUCUUAUCUUGAUAAGAACCAUCUGGAAGAAGAAACAGCCAAAUUCUUCAGCCAAGUUGACCAAAUCAUUCAGAAGUUACGCAAUAAUAAAUCGUCACUUCUGGAAGAGAUUCGUGUAUAUAAGGGUCUCCUUGCCGAGAGGCUGAAUAGGAGAUCAGAGGAGUUGAAGCAGAAGGCCUGCAAUGAGUCCUGUGACAUCAGAUCCACAAUAGAGGUCACUGCGUGUGCAGACUGCAAUACCCACAUCUUAUCCUGCAAUGACGCUGCUCUCUGCCCAGGUCAGUGGUCCCUGCUGUGUCCAGUCCAAGAAAAUGAAGUCCUACAUAUGGGCUAUAAUCCUCAGCACUGUGCUACUCGUGGCCAUAGCUGGAGUUGGGAAAAACAAGGCAGCCACUCAUCUCUUGGAAGUGGAAAGAAGUCACAGCAGCAGAUGGAGGAAAAACAAUCCACCUCCACGCUUGGGAAAGAUGGAAAUGGCAGUUAUGUUGAUCACAACCAGCUGCUAGAAGAGGUCAAUGGGGCCCAGGAAGUCAGCAGCAGAAGCUGA
This is a messenger RNA of Marmota flaviventris (yellow-bellied marmot), 762 nucleotides long. NCBI's taxonomy places the organism in Eukaryota, Metazoa, Chordata, Mammalia, Rodentia, Sciuridae. The record is from RefSeq and is a predicted model, not a curated record.